GGGGGGUUCCGGAGUUUCCCUUCCGCAAGUGACCUGGUAGGGCCCCAUGGCCGCAGCGUGACGCGGGUACCGGCGCGCGAGCGAGUGAGCUAGGACGACCCAGCGUGGAUUGCGCCAAGUAGAGCAAGGAGUACCGGGGAGCGUGUGGCGGCGGCCGACCCCCGCGGGCGUGAUCCUGUCCUGGCCGCAGCAUGCCUCAUAAAAAGAAGAAGCCCUUUAUAGACAAAAAGAAAGCUGUAUCUUUCCACCUAGUACACCGAAGCCAGAGGGAUCCCUUAGCAGCAGAUGAUACUGCGCCACAGAGAGUUCUAUUGCCUACACAGACAAGAGAAGAUGAGGAGAGGAGAGCUGAACAGAGGAAGUAUGGAGUCUUCUUUGAUGAUGACUAUGACUACCUGCAGCACCUGAAGGAACCAUCUGGGCCCUCUGAGCUGAUUCCCUCGUGCUCUCAGAGUGACGUACAAGAACAAACAUUAUGGAUUCCAACCCGUGGAAUUAAGUUGCCGUCAUCAGUAUUUGCAUCAGAGUUUGAAGAAGAUGUAGGACUGUUAAAUAAAGCAGCUCCUGUAUCAGGUCCUCGAUUGGAUUUUGACCCUGACAUUGUUGCAGCUCUGGAUGAUGAUUUUGACUUUGAUAAUCCAGAUAAUCUGCUUGAAGAUGAUUUCAUUUUACAGGCCAGUGAGCCAGCUGGAGAAGAUGAACAGAUUGACAUGGAUUUUAGAAGAUAUGAAAUUGAAGGUGACAGUGAUGGGAAAUAUGUGGAUGAUAUGGAAAAUGGCAGUGAUGAAGACGAUUAUGACUCUGAAGGUCUUUUAUCAGAUGAAGAGUUAGGAGAAACUCAAAGGCACUUGUUUUUGGAAGAAGAAACUAAGAGUCGCUUCACAGAUUAUUCUAUGACUUCCUCUGUCAUGAGGAGAAAUGAACAAUUGACCUUGCUAGAUGAAAGGUUUGAGAAGUUCUUUGAGCAGUUUGAUGAUGAUGAGAUUGGAGCAUUGGAUAAUGCAGAAUUGGAAGGUUUUAUUCAUGCAGAUAGCAACCGGUUACAAGAGGUUCUGAAUGACUACUACAAAGAGAAAGCAAAGAACUGUAUCAAAUUGGAUACUCUUGAACCGCUUGAAGAUGAGAGCUUACUUAUUAAUGAAAAGGAUGAGGAUGAAGAAGAAGAAAUUGUUACUGUAGUUAUUGAAGAGCCCAAAGAGAAAUGGGAUUGUGAAUCUAUUUGUAGUACAUAUUCAAAUUUAUACAACCAUCCUCAGCUUAUCAAGUGCCCACCAAAGCCCAAACACAUGCAGCUCUCCUCUAAAACAGGGAUACCUCUGAACGUCUUGCCACAGAAAGGACCUACCGCAAAACAAAUCGAACGACGGCAGAUGAUUAAUGAUAGUGAUCUUCCUAGAGUAUCAGUCCAGCCACGCUGUAAAAAUGAAACCAAAGAAGACAGAAAAGCGAGAAAACAAGCUAUAAAAGAAGAGCGUAAGGAACGCAGAGUGGAGAAGAAAGCAAACAGAUUAGCCUUCAAAUUGGAGAAAAGAAGACAAGAAAGAGAGCUGCUCAACUUAAAGCAGAAUGUUGCGGGUCUGAAGCUCUGAUAAUGGAACAUUGAGACUGGCCUUUUAUGGACUCGGCUGAGUAUUCCUUUUUGGACUGAAAUGUGGGAAAAGACAAAUGACUCUCCUGCCAGUUACAGAAGGAUGUACAAGGAAAAGAGGGUGUUUGGAUUGUUUCAUACCAGCACUUUUUUGAAUGAACAUUUUUUUGCAAAUAUUAAGUCAGAUUGCUUUGAUGUGCAGAUUUUUAUUUCCCAUACAGCAAAUAACUUCAUGAGUAUGUAGUAUUUAUAGGUAUCUUUUCUAAUAACAUUUGAUUAAAUAAACUAAAUUAAAUGGCA
This is a messenger RNA of Phascolarctos cinereus (koala), 1888 nucleotides long. It is a transcript of the gene LTV1, whose product is annotated as LTV1 ribosome biogenesis factor. NCBI's taxonomy places the organism in Eukaryota, Metazoa, Chordata, Mammalia, Diprotodontia, Phascolarctidae. Gene Ontology annotation, cellular component: cytosol; nucleus; preribosome, small subunit precursor. The record is from RefSeq and is a predicted model, not a curated record. Gene Ontology annotation, biological process: ribosomal small subunit export from nucleus; ribosomal small subunit biogenesis.